Messenger RNA from Oncorhynchus gorbuscha (pink salmon), 2771 nucleotides. RefSeq names its product stonustoxin subunit beta-like. The transcript has 2 exons. NCBI's taxonomy places the organism in Eukaryota, Metazoa, Chordata, Actinopteri, Salmoniformes, Salmonidae. The annotation marks the transcript as partial. The record is from RefSeq and is a predicted model, not a curated record. Gene Ontology annotation, molecular function: protein binding.
UUGGAAUACACACACACACACACACACACACACACACACACACACACACACACACACACACACACACACACACACACACACACACACACACACACACACACACUUUCACCUACUUUUUCUUUGUCCUCAGAUUCCUGCCAGCUCACAUUGGAUCCCAACACAGCUAAUAACUGGCUGUGUCUGUCAGGGGGGAAUAGGAAGGUGACGUGGAGUCCAUGGAGUAAUAAGGCCCAGCCUUAUCCUGACCAUCCAGACAGAUUUUCCACCUAUGAACAAGUCCUAUGUAGAGAGGGUCUGUCUGGAACCUGCUACUGGGUGGUAGAGUGGAGCUCAUUCAAUGCUUAUAUAGCCACCUCAUAUAAAGGGAUUGGCAGAAUAGGACGUGGUGAUGAGUGUUGGUUUGGAGGCAAUGAUCAGUCCUGGAGUUUGGUGUGUUGUUCUAUCCUUGGCUGUUAUUUCUACCACAAUAACAAACGGACUGCCAUACAUGUGCCCCGCUCUUCCAGAAUAGUAGGAGUGUACCUGGACCAUAGGGCAGGAACUCGGUCCUUCUACAGUGUCUCUGACACAAUGACCCUCCUCCACAAAGUCCAGACCACAUUUAAUCAGCCCCUCUAUCCUGGGUUCUGGAUUUAUGCUGGAUCAUCUGUAAAGAUACUGAACCAGUGAUUAACUUUGUUGAAAAUACAGGCAUGCUACUGUAUAUGACAUGUUCAACUAUCCAUGUUGCAAGAUUUUAGCAUUUAUAAAAUAUUUGAUCACUCUUCGCAAUGUCAGCGCAUAGUUCUGAUAUCUAGCCUAAUAAUCCUCACUAAUCAUGGGAUUGUGGUGACAAUGGUCCAGUCCUCGUGAACCGUGCUCCAGGUUUAAACUGCUACAUAUGGUUUGCGUUCAAAUAGGCUACAUGUCCCAAAUUAUUGAACAACUUGUAAUACGUUAGCCUUAGAAGAUGCCCUAUUGCUAGCGAUCCUCAGGAACAACCACACGAAUGUGACAGAGGAAAGAAAGUUAAACUAACAAUGCAAUGGAAUGAUUCAAAAUGUAAGGAAAUGAACACUAAAGUCAAUGAGAGUUAUAAAUGUAUGUGGGUCUAACUGGCGGUGAUGUCCUAUAGUGGCUAAUAUUUAACACGAUUCAAAUUUUAAAGAACACUGUGAAAAGUCCGGACAUAUAAUUAAAACAUUCUGGAGAUUCUAAAUCAACUGAUUUGGUGCUGUAGUGUCAUUUGCACAUGGUUACAGAAGGCUAUAGCUUGGGUCUCCAAAUUGCAUCCCAUUAUUAGACCAGUAUUUCAUAAAUGUCACUUUGGAAAAGGUGAUUUGUUGAUAUGCUUCAGUUUGCUGCUGUAAUACUGGUUUCACAUUUGUCUCCAGGGAUCAUAAGGUAAAAUAGGUCUCAAACAAUUGCAAUUUAUGUUUACAAUUCCCUUAUCGAAACCGCUCACCCACUUCUUUACUCUUAUCAAUAGCUCCUAUCAAUUUGUAAAAUACAGUGAAUGGAGAAUGGUGUUAUUUCUAUCAGAAAACAAAUAAAUGAGAUGUUCCACUUGGAACUGACAGGUUGCUCAACCUUAUUCAUAAUUUCAUCACGCGUAUUAUGAGUGCAUUAAGUCAAUUAAUCUGUAGACACACCUCCGCCACACCUUUAUUUAUUUUUUUAAAUCUCCACCCCAAACGAAUAGCGGGUGAAUGGCAUGCUUUUCUCAUGCUUAAGUUCAAGGUUCGUAUACACGUAGAGAGAAAAGAGCAUAAAAAAGGGAAUUAUUUUCCAUUUACACUGAACUUGGGUAGGAAUUCCCCCUUGGUGAAUAGAAUCCUAGAAUCCUAUUGACUCUUGGAACUAUGACAACCCAGUUCUAUGGUUCCAGUUUACUAUGGAACUAAUCCCGACUAUCGCAGAUAUGAUGGAUUUUCACUGAGGUCUAGCUUAAAUUUCACGUUUUAUUUCAGUCUAAAAAAAGACUUCAUGAGAAUUGAUUACAUUGUUGAUUGUAAUAUUUUGGUUUUCGACAAACAGAAAAAUAUACAUAGAGAGGGAUGAGUUUCUACACAAAAAUAUAUUGGUGUGUGUGUGUGUGUGUGUGUGUGUGUGUUAGUUAGACAAAUAUUGCGGUUCUUUUUUUGUGACCAAAUAUUCAUUUUUUUUUAUUGGAGGGGGGACUACAUACACAAUACAGAAAUUCAUAUCAUGUAAUAGUUAGCUUGCAUCACAGAACCAAAAAGUAACAAUACAUUUAGUAUGUAAAAAAAUCAAUAAUAAUAAUAAUAAUUGUGCCUCCACCCUUUCUGAACGGCUGUGUUAAUCAUUUCAAGUAACAGUGGAACUAAUUGGUUUUAAAAAAUUGUAUAGAUAUCAGUUGCAGUAUGUUAAGGGAAUUUUUAUCAAUGACUAAUUAUGUAUACAUUUUAAUCAGGACUGACUAAUCAGAAUACUAUUAUGUUACUGUAUAUGUAUGAAUUUUCUUUUUAAUCUUAGUACUGAAUAUAAUGUGUGCAAAUAUAAUCAAGAAUUAGAACAAUGACUGUCUGUACCAUGGUAGAAAUGAAUGAAUUUAUAGCCAGUCUGGCUAGAAGGAUUAUCUACACAAGCAUGGCAUUGGCUCGGUCAUAUAUUAUCUUUAAUAGGGAGAGACAUGUGAGAACCAUACAGCAAUUGUACUACAGCGGAGAUGACAUGGGCUAGUACUGAAACUAAUGACGUCAUUGUCAGUUUAUAACCUGUGGUAAAAUGUGUAAUGGGCUGUACUCUCGUGAAUAAAGGCUGCUGUUUGA